Messenger RNA from Volvox carteri f. nagariensis, 1146 nucleotides. RefSeq lists its product as uncharacterized. NCBI's taxonomy places the organism in Eukaryota, Viridiplantae, Chlorophyta, Chlorophyceae, Chlamydomonadales, Volvocaceae. The transcript has 7 exons. The record is from RefSeq and is a predicted model, not a curated record. Bases 1 to 1146 code for a protein of 381 amino acids.
AUGGGAGCUGCCACUGCUGCUUCUCCCGCAUCGAUAGCAAAAUCUCCGAUAUUCGAAGCCAACAAAGCUGCUCUGAAGGCCCGACUUCAGAGUUUGGAGACGCCGAACGUUCCAGAUUUCGACGGCAAAGGACCUGGUGGCGGCACCCGAGGAAGCGGUGCAAGGACAGCGCAUGGCGGCGGCAGAGGCGGAGGCGGAGGUGUUACAUCAGGUGCCAAGGUGGGCAGGCACACGGUUCCAGGAGCUAGGUCGGGGGCCCCAUCGCCGGCUGUAGCAACACCAGCACUAGCAGCAGUAGCAGCGGAGGCGGCAGGGGGUGGCAAGUACGUGGCGGAGGUGCAUAAGGAGAACAAGCCGCUGGUCCAGGGGGUGGUGCUGGUGCUGGCCUCGGGCUUGAGCAGCGCCAUGAUGAAGGAAAAGCAGGUGGCUCACAACACAACGGAGCUCCUAACAACCAAGUUAAGUCAACGUAACGCCAAGCGAAAGAGAUCCGCGCCGUCCGCCGCCGCCGGUGCCGCCGCCGGCGCAGUGGAAGGCACGGAGGACGGGGGAGGGGAGGAGGACAAGGAGGAAGCAACCGCUGGCGGGUCAGCGGCGGCGACGGCGGCGGUUGCUAGCCUUGCGCCGCCAAAAGGUGCCGCGGUGGAACGGCGAGAGAAAGGCGGUCGGGCUCCGCCGCCGCCGCCGCCGCCGUCGUCGGUGCAGUUGCCUCCAGGUCCCUUCCCGCCCUCGCACUACGUGGCAUCAUUGGACGAGCUUAAACAACAUAACUACCCGUUGCCGUACUUGGAGGAGGAGGAGGAGGAGAAGGAGGGUGAAGAGGGGACGGGGGGAGAGGAACGAGGAGGGGAGGAAGAAGGUGGCGGCGGCGCGCGGAGAGGCCCGCAGAGGCGGCUUGUAUGUCCUCCGGGCUUUGUGGCGACGCGACCUUCGGGUAAUAAGGACCUAAACAGGAUGCGGGCCGAUGCAUAUGGAAAGUAUGUCCUGAACGCGACCGAGGGUCGUUAUGUGCAGACGGGAGCGACUGGAUUCUUGGCCGUGCGCCACAACACCUGCUGUCACGACUUGCAUUGCGGAUUUAGCAGUAAGGACUGCGGACUGCGAACUGCGGAUAGAGGAGCAGCAUCACCAACAUCACCAGCAUGA